Leptosia nina is the source of this 2544-nucleotide messenger RNA. The record is from the annotation of a GenBank genome assembly. Lineage: Eukaryota; Metazoa; Arthropoda; Insecta; Lepidoptera; Pieridae.
AUGCGUGUAUUAUAUUUUAUACAUUUCGUGUUUGGCGCAGUACAAGCUAGUUAUUAUAGAAGCGAAAGUAUUUCCAAUGGUAUUCACGAAAUUCCAAAGGUUGAAGGGACGGACAUAGUAACCUGGUGUACAACAUCCGUACCAGAACAGAAAAAGUGCCAGAAAUUAGCAAAAACCGUGUUACAAGACAAAGGUCUAUUUGGAAAAGACUUCAUUGAAGUUCAAUGUAAAAGGGCAUUUGACAUAGAAGAAUGCAUGACAUGGGUUGAUCAAGGAGAUGCAUCCUUAGUGGCAUUGGAUGCAGGAGAAGUGUAUGUUGCUGGUCGAUAUCAUUCUCUAGUGCCCUUAUUACAAGAGGUGUAUGGUGCUGGGGAACCAUACCAAUAUGCAGUAGCUGUUGUCAAGAAAGGAGGCUUACCGCAAGUGCAACCAGGGAUUGGUUUAAGUGGGCUGCGUGGUGCUAGAGCCUGUUUCCCAGGUGUUGGAUCACUUGCUGGAUGGGUCAUGCCCAUACAUGUGUUGAUAAAAGAAGGUGGUCUAAAAAUAACAGACUGCAAUAAUCAUGUCAAAUCUGCUGUGGAGUUCUUUGGUGAUUCUUGUGCACCUAACUCUCUUAAGGAUCUUUAUAAUCCCAUCGGUGAUAAUCCAGACCAAUUAUGCAAACUUUGUUCCGGCGGUGCUGGGGUGCGUUGCACUUUGGCUGACCCCUAUGCGGGCUACGAAGGUGCUCUUAAAUGCCUCGUGAGUAACAGUACUGGAGAAAUAGCCUUUGUACGGGACAGCACUAUACAACAUGCGUUACUCUCGCAUAAGAUUUUGGGGGGCGUGACGGAAGCAGACUUCGAGCUGAUAUGCCGAGACGGAUCACGCGCAACAGUAACGCAAUGGGAAAGAUGCAACUGGGGUCGUGUUCCGGCUGAUGCAGUUCUCACAUCCAGUGUGGCUUUGCCUAGCCAGCGGGCUAAAUUUCAAAACCUACUCAUGAAGAUCGUGGAACUGUAUGGCGAACCGAAUCCUAUGAACAAAAUGUCGAAUCGUACUGAUUCGUAUCAACAAGACGCUUACGGGAAUUGGUUGUCCUCUACCACGGAGCAGAGUCGAUACUAUGACGGCUUCAGGCGGAACCAGUUUGAUAGAACGGAGGGCGAAAGCACAACUGUAUCACCGUACAAACCCAGAGUGGACAAUUAUGGCCAACCUAUUGAGCUGCCAUUUAAACUGUUCCAAUCUGAUGGCACUACGGAUCUUCUCCUACAGGAUUCUACAAUAAGCUUCCGAGUCCUCAAUGAGGAGGAACAAGCAGCUCAGCAUAUCUUGAACAAUAAAUACGUCGGCGACCAAGCGGAGAAGGCGGUUAUUGGCAUUCGAGACUGUCCUGUCAAAAGGGCGACUUUGUGCGUCACCAGCGAACCAGAGUACGACAAGUGUAUAAAAAUGAGGGUAGCUUUAAAGGCCGCAUUUCUAUCGCCCGUGCUGGUGUGUUGGCGCGCUCACAGUUCCCGACACUGCGAGCGAGCUAUCGCAGACGGAACUGCCGAUAUGGCGUUGUUCGACGCCGCUGAUAUGUUGCACGCGGCCUAUAAAUACCGGCUGGUACCCUUCAUGCAAGAAGUGUACUCUAGCGGCGAUAGUUGGUACUACGCAGUCGCGGUAGGCAAAGAACAGGAUCCCGAUACAGAUCUGACAUACCUUCGUGGCAAGAACACUUGUCAUACUGGCAUAGGCAUGGCUGCUGGAUGGAUUUAUCCGUUAGCAUAUCUUAUGUCUAAUGGGUGGAUCAGGCCAUAUGGUUGCGACGGUGCGCACGCGGCUGCGCAGUACUUCUCGAAGUCAUGCGCCCCUGGCGCCCUCAGCAGCGAGUAUGUGGACUCGGGGACGGUGCCUCACGACAACUUGUGCCAUCUCUGUCAUGGAGCGUCUUUCCGCCGCUGUAGACGCGACGCCAGCGAAGAUUACUUUGGACACGUGGGUGCGAUCCGGUGUAUGGUGGAAGGUGGUGGCGAUGUUGCCUUCGUCCGUCACACAGCACCGGCUGAAGUGGCCGGGGGGCGAAGACGCGAAUGGUGGGCCAGGGAUCUACUUGUAGACGAUUUGCAACUCAUGUGCCCUGAUGGUACCCGUGCGAAGGUCCACGAAUAUAAACAUUGCAACUUGGGCAAAGUGCCCGGUUCCGUACUGAUGGGGCGAGCUAACCACACAGAGCUUGAUACCUUCUCAAACCUUAUGUUAUAUGCUCUACAGCUGUAUGGAGCUACUGUCAACGAUGAUUUUAGUUUCAGCAUGUUCUACUCGAAACCUCCCUACGCUGAUUUGAUAUUCAGUGACGCAGCCGUCCGCCUAAAGCCCUUGCCACACAACAGACGUUCCGCAGAAGUAAUAGCGGGCACGUCUCUACCGCGCGCGGCCCGCAUCAUCUCGUGUGACGCGCCACAAGCCUCAUAUUAUAUAGCUUCGGACCCGGACUUCCUCUCCAGUGCAUAUAAGUGUGGUAUCGUGGGGCAUUUGGUAGCGAUUUCUUUAUUCUUCAUAGCUCUAUUGAGAUAA